Molecule: messenger RNA, 1429 nt
Organism: Galendromus occidentalis (western predatory mite)
Lineage: Eukaryota; Metazoa; Arthropoda; Arachnida; Mesostigmata; Phytoseiidae
Product: metal regulatory transcription factor 1
Exons: 2
Coding region: 171-1247 (358 amino acids)
Biological process (GO): regulation of transcription by RNA polymerase II
Cellular component (GO): chromatin; transcription regulator complex; PcG protein complex
Molecular function (GO): DNA-binding transcription factor activity, RNA polymerase II-specific; RNA polymerase II cis-regulatory region sequence-specific DNA binding
Source: RefSeq, a predicted model, not a curated record
GACAUCUGGGUUGGUUGAAAGGCGCGAGCGGGCACCACCAACCAGCGUACCUUUAACAGUGGUGUGGCGCCACAAUUUUCAAGAAAGCAAGUGACUCGAUCGUUCAGAUCCCGAGCGCAUAAACACUUCUACUCGGAGUCGAGCAGAAAGCUCCUUUGGUCGAGGUGAACAUGAACGAAGAUCCGAGCGGGAACCCGCAGGUUAUACUCACGCCAAAACGACCCGUCUUGGCCGCCCUCAAUGAAGUCUCUCCAAGCUUCACACCCUCCCCUUCACCCUCCUCGAAAUUCUCGCGGGGGAGACCGCGCCUGGAUGCGAUAACCUCACUCAUCCGCGAAGGCUCAACAUCACCCUGUCAGAUAAAGUGCGAUGUAUGCAAUCGGGUUUUCCCUCGGGGAAAGAGUCUUCAAGCUCAUCUUAGAACUCAUACCGGCGAGAAACCCUACAAGUGUGACUAUCCGGAUUGUGCGAAAAAGUUUGCGCAGAGUGGACAGCUGAAGACCCAUCAGAGACUUCACACCGGCGAGAAACCGUUCAAAUGCUCAGCGGAAAACUGUCGGAACCGUUUUACGCACGCGAAUCGGCAUUGUAACUCCCAUCAGUUCGCGCCUUUGGUGAGAGAUGAAAGCGGGAUGGAAAUUUGUGAAAACACCGAAAACAAGUCUCAAGAAGUUGUGGAAUGGCUGGAACGAUACAGAGCCCAGAAACGGAGACCGAAAAGAGUUUUGAGGAACGAGUUCGACCAGAUGGCGCCCCCGUCUCCGGAGAGCGCGUGCGGAGCUUCGAUAGCGCCUCUGGAACUGCCGACUCAGAGAGAAAGUUUCGACGAACCGAAAUUCUUCCUCGAGGACGUACCGCUCCGACCUCUGCAGCCGUCGACACCGCGCUCGCCGCACGUUGGAUCUCCGAGGGUUUUGUCCCUUGUAAACACAACGCUCCUCAUGUCGCCGCAGGCGAACAAGCCCCGGGCCCUCCCCGUCUCGCCUUCAUCGUCGUCGGUGCUUUCGCCGUCCUUGCCUCGAUCGAACGAGUCGUCUCCAUUCUUGACCCCGACGUCUCCCUUGGCCCGCCGUCAGCCGACUACUCCAAAAUCCUCGUUUACGCCACCCCCGGCGAAGAGAUAUCUGAGGGACAUCGCAAGAACUCGUCUAGAAGGAGCGAUGGCGCUAGUCGAGCUCAGUAUCUCCCCCAGAUCUCCUCGGCCCCCAGUCUUAAUUAAUGAGCCGUUAGACCUCACCAAGAGUUGAUUUUCAUAGCGAGAUGACUGCAUAAGAGCAAUAUUAUAUAUACAUUCAUAUUUAUCAUUUGGUAGGCUGGAUAGAGUACUUUUUGACAAUCUGUCCUCUCGGAAUUUAUGUAUACCUAUAGACCUAUUUAGUUCUAAAAUCGAUUUGUGACCCUCGCCCCCAAUAAAAUGGAUAGCGUUUAA